Molecule: messenger RNA, 286 nt
Organism: Paramecium sonneborni
Lineage: Eukaryota; Ciliophora; Oligohymenophorea; Peniculida; Parameciidae
Source: the annotation of a GenBank genome assembly
AUGAUAAUAUUAAAACUAAAAGAGAAAUCAAUUUAGAAAAGGAAUAAAAGAUAUUUAAUAAAAAAUAUCAAUAAAUUCUGUAUUAACAUAAAUCUAUCAUAAAGUAAUUAUUAACGAAGGAAAACCAGAAGGCACCGAAUUAAUAUCUGAAUAAGUCAUGCAUGAACAUAAAACUAAGCUUUAUAUAAACUAUUAAGAUGGAAGAUUGAAGUUUUCCUCUCACUUCGAGUUAUGAAUAAUAAAUAGCACCUGAAUUAAGAAAAAAUUUAGUUUAUAAAUUAAUUAG